AUGUCAGUACAGCUAAGACUAUCUUCGCGUGUGCUGCAGAGGAAUAUUAGAAGCUAUACUACAAAAGCUAUUUUGACCCCCGGCCAUAAAUUACAAGGCUAUGAAGUUCAACAGGUUCAACGAGUUCCUGAAUUAGAGUUGACAGCUAUCAGUUUAAAGCAUGAAGCAACUGGGGCACAACACUUGCAUAUUGACAGAGAUGACUCCAAUAACGUAUUUGCUGUUGGUUUUCAUACACCUGUUCAAGAUAGUACGGGUGUACCUCAUAUAUUGGAACACACGACUUUAUGUGGAAGUGAAAAGUAUCCUGUGAGAGAUCCUUUCUUUAAAAUGUUAAAUCGAAGCUUGGCUACAUUCAUGAAUGCUUUUACAGCUAGUGACUAUACAAUCUAUCCAUUUGCUACGACAAAUACAGUAGACUACGCUAACCUUCGAGAUGUGUAUAUGGAUGCUGUGUUCCAUCCAAAAUUGGAUAGGUUAGACUUUAAACAGGAAGGUUGGAGACUAGAGCAUCAGAUACCGACAGAUCCUAACACACCCAUUCAGUUUAAAGGAGUCGUAUAUAACGAGAUGAAAGGACAGACUUCAGACUCCAACUACUUGUUUUAUUGCCGCGCAGAGCAAGCAAUGCUUCCUGGCACAAAUUAUGAACACCUCAGCGGCGGUGACCCCAAAUAUAUCACAGACCUCACGCACGAACAGUUGAUCGACUUUCAUAGAAAACAUUAUCAUCCUAGCAAUUCACGCUUUUACACAUAUGGCAACUUCCCUCUGGAGGAACACCUGAGAGCCAUUGGAGAGAAGCUGAAAGGAUUUGAAAAGACAAAAGUACCCACUGUCAAUAAGAAUGUAUCUCCUUGGACUGCACCAAGACGUGUUGAGACAACUUGUGCCUUAGAUCCAAUGAGCCCAGCCGACAGACAAACAAAACUUUCCGUCUCUUUCCUUGCUAACCAAAUAUCGGACCCCUUUGAAACGUUUUCAAUGCGUGUACUGUCCUAUCUUUUACUUGAUGGUCAUGCUUCACCUAUGUAUAAAGCAUUGAUUGACAGCAACCUGGGAUCAGAGUUUUCAGCCAAUACCGGUUAUGAUACUAGCGCAAGCACAAGCUAUUUGUCUAUUGGUUUACAAGGCGUCAAAAAUGAAGAUGUAGACAAAAUAAACAACACGAUCAAAUCAGUUCUUCAUCAAGUCAAGGAACAAGGGUUUGAUCCCAAGCGUAUUGAAGCAGCCAUUCACCAGAUGGAGCUCGGACAAAAACACAAGACUGCCGAUUUUGGACUUGGUAUUAUGCACGGCAUUACCUCUGGAUGGUUUAACGGAGUACAGCCUAUCGAGUUGCUGCAAGUAAAUAAGAAUCUUGACCGACUCAAGUCAGAGAUCGAGAAGGGACGCUAUUUUGAAAAGUUGAUAGAAAAGUACUUGAUUGAUAAUCCACACACGUUAUACUUUGUCAUGCGACCUGAUGAGCAGUACUUUUCUCAGUUAGCUCAGGAAGAGGAACAGAGAUUGAAAGAAAAAGUAGACCGCUUAACUGAGCAAGAUAAGAUUGAAAUUGAAAAAGAUGGAAAAGAGUUGCUGAAAUCACAGGAACAAACAGAAGAUUUGACCUGCUUACCCACCCUUCAUCUAAGUGACAUUUCGACAAAGACAAAGCAUACCGUGCUGGAACACACUGGCAUUUGUAAUGCACCUGUUCAAUGGAGAACUACGUCAACAAACGGCAUUACAUACUUUAGAGCCAUUAGUUCACUCCCCUUAUUCUCGGAUGAUUUGAAGAUGUAUUUGCCAUUAUUUUGCGAUUCAUUGCUGUCGUUGGGAACUAAAGAUCAAACGAUGGCAGAAAUCGAUGACGAAAUUAGACUAUAUACAGGCGGAUUAAAAGCAAGCACAUCCAUAUCUACAAACCACUCUGACCUGGAUCAUCUUGAAGAAGGCAUUGUAUUAGCGGGCCACUGUCUGGACAGAAACAUUGACAAGAUGUACAGCAUAUUAUCUAAACUCAUACAUGGCACUAAUUUUGAUAAUGUUGAAAAGCUAAAGAUCUUGAUCAACAGCAAUGCGUCAUCCAUGGUAAAUUCGAUUGCUGAUGCCGGUCAUAUCUUUGCUCGUACAUUCGCCAGUUCCUCUUUAACGCCUGGCAUGCAUAAUACCGAGCUAAUGAGUGGAUUGACUCAGGUCAGAUUUAUGAAUCAGUUGGCUCAAAAGGAGGACUUGUCUGAAGUAGUUGAAAAGUUGAAGCAAAUUGCAUCCAUUGUGUUAUCACAAUCCUCAUUAAGAAUUGCUAUUACUUGUGGUGAGGACGCUGUAGAACCUAAUACAAAGUCGCUUGUGCGAUUCAUCGAAGGAUUGCCUACGGACACCAAGAAACCUGAUCCUAGUAGUGCAGUGAAUAUAUUCAAACCCAAUUAUCCCAAGACGUUCUUCCCUCUACCCUUCCAAGUGAAUUUUGCAGCACAAGUAAUGAAAGGAGUGCCCUAUACACAUCAAGAUGGGGCCAGCCUCCAAGUGUUAUCCUCCCUUUUGACAACGCAUUACUUACACAAAGAAAUUAGAGAAAAGAAUGGAGCCUAUGGAGGAGGGGCUCGAUAUGGAGGAUUGAACGGAAUCUUUUCAUUCUACUCAUAUAGAGAUCCACGUACAUUAGAAACCCUAGACACAUUCAAGAAAUCGAUCGAGUGGAUCAAACAUCGUGAGUUCACAGACCAAGAACUUACCGAAUCAAAACUAUCUAUAUUCCAAGGAAUUGAUGCACCCUUGAGUGUAUCAGAAGAAGGUAUGCUCGAAUUUGUACAUGGCGUAUCUGAUGAAAUGAGACAAUGGCGACGUGAGGCACUUUUGAACGUAUCUCAAGAUGAUGUACAUAGAGUAGCAUAUGAGUACCUUGAGAAACCUGGCUCUGUUGCACUCUUAGGAACACAACAACUAAACUUAAACGAGGAGUGGGCCGUAAGUCAAUUAUAA
Molecule: messenger RNA, 2964 nt
Organism: Rhizopus microsporus ATCC 52813
Lineage: Eukaryota; Fungi; Mucoromycota; Mucoromycetes; Mucorales; Rhizopodaceae
Exons: 13
Coding region: 1-2964 (987 amino acids)
Biological process (GO): protein processing
Cellular component (GO): mitochondrial matrix
Molecular function (GO): metal ion binding
Source: RefSeq, a predicted model, not a curated record